UCCAUCCUCACUGUUCAAGCGGAAGCCCAAUACUUAAAUAAGCCCGAAGGUGUUCCGCAAUCAUCCAGUCAGCGUGAAUUUCAAUCCUUGUUCUCAUGCAUCACCAUUUCAUGAUCCUGCCCUUCAUUGUGCUGUUCAUAUGCCAGGAAGUCAUCGCCAACACGGAAAUUAUCAACUUCGUUGCCGCCGAGGAAAGCAAUGUUGACUUCUCGUCCACCACGGUUGACAGUUGGCCAUUGUUGAAUUACAAAAAUAACCAGGGGCACUGGAACGUAGAUCCCGCUCUGCUCGACACGCCUUUGCAGCAGGUAUGCGAGUCAAAGACAGGCAUUGAUCCGGCAAACCCCUUCUCAUGCUCUCAUGAGCUCUGGGUAGCGCUGGAUCUCGAUGAUGAAAAUUGGAUGUCCUAUUCAAAGUUUACGCUACGUCUAUCGUGGCCUGCUUCCUCCCCCGCGGAUCUUUUGCUCGAAAUACACAGUCCACAGGCGAUCUUAACCCGUUUGUAUAAACUACCGCACCAGUCAACGAUAGAUGAUGCUUCGAUCACUACGCCGCAUUUAUCGCGCACGGGCUCCCCCACUACUCGCCUCAAGUACGCAAGGAUACGCGUCGUCGAUACUGGCAUACGCGCACCCACACCUGAUGUUCCUGCAUCGGCUACUCAAGCGAUACCAUUUAUUCUCGUUCUCGAACAACUCUACCUGGGCGUUCUACCGGCUUCUCUCCUUUCUACCGUGUGCUUCCUUAUCCCCGUUCUGUCCUGUGCGGCUCUAGCCACACCGUGGAUACUUAGUUAUCUCGAUCAUUUCAUACAGCAGGCGAGACAGGAAUUGCGCGAUUUUAGCACAGCUCAAGAAAAGAAGGAACAUUGAGAUGUGUUAGUCGUGCGGUAUACAUGCAUUUUUCUCGAUGCUGUGGCGUUUCAUCUCGACAGGGAGGACGAUCCAACGUUCGUGACACAAAUAUUGCUAUUUUAUGCUCGGCUCGCCCAGGA
Molecule: messenger RNA, 994 nt
Organism: Suillus clintonianus
Lineage: Eukaryota; Fungi; Basidiomycota; Agaricomycetes; Boletales; Suillaceae
Exons: 3
Coding region: 96-872 (258 amino acids)
Source: RefSeq, a predicted model, not a curated record